This is a messenger RNA of Emiliania huxleyi CCMP1516, 1338 nucleotides long. RefSeq lists its product as hypothetical. The transcript has 3 exons. The record is from RefSeq and is a predicted model, not a curated record. NCBI's taxonomy places the organism in Eukaryota, Haptophyta, Isochrysidales, Noelaerhabdaceae. The coding region runs from base 1 to 1338 and encodes 445 amino acids.
AUGGAGCACUUCGACCUCCACUCGGCCCGCCACAACAGACACGGUGGGACGCUCGACCUCGGCUCCGCGCGGCGCGCGUACCGGCCCGUCUCUCAGCUCGAGCCAGAGUACGUCGCCUGGUCCGCCGACGGCUCGAAGGUCUUCGUCAACCUGCAGGAGAAUGCCGCCAUCGUGACGGUCGACGUUGCGACCGCCACCGCCGAGCGCAUCUCGCCGCUGGGCUUGACGGACUGGUCUGCGGCAGGAGGCACGGACGGCAUCGACAUCGUCGACGACGGCGCCUGCAGGCUGCAGCACUACGAGGGCCUGUUCUCGAUCAACUCGGCAGACACGAUCGGCAGCUUUGAGGUGGACGGCGAGGUGUAUGUGAUGGCGGCCAUGGAAGGGGACCGCGUCCGGUACGGCGACUUCAAGGAGGACCAAAAGCUGCGGAGCGUCGUGGCCUCCAACGCCUCCUUCGGCAAGAACUUUGCGGCCUUCCGCGCGCCCGACGGCGCGCUGCAGCAGGGGUGCGCCGCCUUCCCGUGGGCGCACAACGGCGAGCAAGACGAGGAGUACGCGGCGGUGCACGGCGUGCUGUACAACGCCACCUCCGACGAGGGCCUCAAGGAGGACAUCGAGGACAAGAGCAACCCCAAGAAGGAGGGCUGCGAUGACGGCGGCGACGGGAGGCCGGGCGCGUGUCCGCUCGGCGAGACGGUGGACCGCCGCUCGACCAAGGACGGCGCCUCGGCGGAGGCGCUCGCGUUGGGCGUGGCGUGCGGCCGGAUGAUCGCAGUCACGGCGACGGAGAAGGGCGGCAUCGCGUUUGUCUUUGACGUCUCCGACCCGGGCUCGCCCGCGUUCGGACACGCCAACCCGACCGUGGCGUACGCCUAUGGCUACCUCGGCGACAUCGACUCGGAGACCAUCCUUUUCCUCGACGCGUCGCACUCGCCGACGGGCGCCGCCGCGGUCAUGUUUGCGGGCGCGUGGUCGGGAACCAUCUCCCUGUACGACCUCCGCAUGGCAGACGGCUCCCGCUGCACGUCGCUCGUCGGGCCGACGGCGCAGGGCGACGCGCGCGGCGACGGAUCGCUCGGCGCGGUUGGCAAGCCCAGUCCGCAUCCCUCGCCGACCGCGGCGCCAGUGCCGGCGCCCCCGGUGGUGGCAGCGCCGCCGACAAGCUCGCCUGGCAUAGAAGCGCCGUUUGCCUUUGGCGCCGCUGCAGUCGUCCUUCUGGUCUGUGCCGCGUACGGUUGCGGCACUUUCCUCGGGCUCGGGUGCCUGCCCCAGAGUCGGGCGUGGACGAGGAUGGAGGAGCCCGUCCGCCCAGAGAUUCUCCAGCCCGCCAAGUGA